This is a messenger RNA of Aspergillus candidus, 2662 nucleotides long. RefSeq names its product serine hydrolase domain-containing protein. The transcript has 2 exons. Bases 230 to 2023 code for a protein of 597 amino acids. The record is from RefSeq and is a predicted model, not a curated record. NCBI's taxonomy places the organism in Eukaryota, Fungi, Ascomycota, Eurotiomycetes, Eurotiales, Aspergillaceae.
UCUCUGUCUGUCUGUAUGGGCUGGCUCUGUCAGCUACAUCCAUAUCCACCGGGACCGCCUGCUAUGGAGAGACAGCGGUUGAUGCACUGCCCCGAGUCUAAAGACGAGGCCCCCAAUCGUCUGGGUCAACGAGGAAAAGCUGGAGGAAAUGGGUAUAAGUAGACCAUGGACAUCACAUUGGAACAUGACUCUGCUGUAACCAUCCAUCUCCUACUGCAUUGCGCUCAUUAUGAAAAUUUUCUCCCAAGGUCUCAUCGUCCUGUCACUAUGUCUUCCAGGCACACUCGCCGACAUUCGGGGGCCCGUCUAUCCCGCUCCUCGCGAGAUAAGCACCAACUCCAGUCGCGUGGCGACCAACUGGGCCGCCCUUACCGCAUCCCUGGACAAGACCUUGAAUCAGGACGAAAAGUCAGCGAACGCGACCACUAAACGGCUGAAGAACUUGACAUUCUCUAUGGGCAUGUUCUCCCUCCAGGACCCCGACGCCGAGACCCUCCAGUUCCACCACACGGCACCCACCACGCUGAAUGGCUCGCUCGGCAUCAAGAAAGUCGAUGCUGAUAGCAUCUACCGCAUCGCCAGUGUUACCAAACUUUUCACCGUCCUCGCGGGUCUGGUGGAACUGGACGCGCGGGACUGGGAGCGACCGCUGACGGAGAUCUUCCCGGCCCUGAAGGACCUCACUCAAAAGAACCAGAGGGCGGCCCAGCCGCUUCAUCAGAUUCAGUGGGACCAGGUCACUGCUGGGGCCCUUGCGGCCCACAUGGGCAUCCCUCGUGCAGGCGUGCCCUUUCAUCCCGAUCUCCUGAUGGGCGGCAAAGUCGACCCAGCCACAACUGGCUUUCCCCCACUGAACCUCACGGAGGAACUAGCUCGAUAUCCCUGCAUGCAAAAAGACAUUUCUAAGUGUACACCCGAGGAGUACGUCGCGGGGAUUGCCACAAUUACUCCCGAAUUCGCUCCCUGGACAAGCCCCGUCUACUCGAACAAUGGCUUCAUCCUUCUGGGAGUCGUCAUCGCCAAACUGACCGGCAAGUCCAUCGACCAGGUGUACCAGGAGAGCAUAUUCAAGCCCCUGGGUUUGGACUCCACCUUCUCGAGCCCGCCGAAGGAUCCGAAACUCAUUGCACGGUCGGUCAUCCCCGGCGCCGCGGAGGCCGGUUUUGCCAUCGACGGCGGCAUCUCCAAGUCGUCUGGUGGAAUCUUCUCGACGCUGAAUGACAUGAGAGCCCUCGGUCGGGGUAUCCUCAAUUCUACACUUCUCGCGCCCGCGCGCACGCGCAAGUGGAUGAAGCCGGUCACGCACACGGCCGACCUACGGUACUCGCUGGGGCAGCCAUGGGAGAUCUACCGCUACGUUCAUCCCGACUCCCACGUGGUCACAGACAUCUACACCAAACUUGGCGACUCAGGCCCGUACACCGCCAUUCUCGUGCUCCUACCGGACUUUGACACGGGGUUCACUAUCCUAGGCGGCAGUACUGAUGAACCCACGAAGGCGGUCCCCUGGUUGACGGACCUGGUCAUCGAUGCCGUCGUUCCCGCGUUGUUGGAGCAGGCGGCGGGGGAAGCCCGCGAACGUUUUUCUGGCUCAUACCGGUCCACGGUGGACGGGUUGAACUCGUCCGUGACCCUGUCGAUCCCCACAUCGUCUGAGGGGGCGCCUGGCCUCGCGAUCUCGUCGUGGAUCAGCAAUGGAACUGACAUGGUCCCCAUUAUCUCGGAGUUAGUCGGAGGAAAGGGUGUUCGAUUAGUCCCGACGAUUGCUCAGUCCGGACCGCCCGCGCAGGUGGCGUUCCGAGCGUACUCCCUCACUGAUCCAUCCAUCGGGAACGGAUUGCCCGGACAGCGACUCGUCUCCCAGAUGUACGAUGUCAAUGAUUGGGUGGGCACGCUCGAUACGACGACCUAUGGGGUGGAAGAUGUAACGCUCUUCGUCUUUGAUGUGGAAACUGAACACGAUGGGCGCGCAGAUGCCGUGACAUUACCGGCUUACCGGGCGAAACUCGCGCGGCAGAAGUAACCAUCGACGCUGUUCUAUUUUCCUCUAAUCUGGUUUAGCUUUCUUUUAGUUCACAGAAAGAUAGCUAUUAAUGUCGUGAUUCAUUUGGUCUUUUGUCGGGCGGCUGUUAUCAAUUCAUUUCCGUGAUAGACCACCCACUUUCCAUGGGACCUUCCGCUGCCUAUUCACACUAUUCACAACAAUAUACGCAUCUCAUAUAAUCACUGUAUAUACACUUUGUCCGAUCACACUUCGUCAUACAAGAAAGACCCACUCAACGAGACCCCGUCAACCCCUUCACCCCAUCCUUCACGGUCUCCCAUCCCGGCAAAGUGUCCGACUCCUUACCGGGCUUGGUCCCCUGGAAGGAAUGGUCUUCUGUUUCGCACGUUUGUUGAUCUGGUUGGGAUUGGAGGCCCGUUGCUUCUCUUGUGCGUUCAUCGUAGUGAAGUUCGUCGGACUCCUUCUGGUUAUGGAGGUUGGGAAAAUCGGAGGAGAUCUGCAGCGUUAUGUGUGAUGAGUUGUAAAUCUCGAAGAUCCGUCACUUGUGGCUGGGGUUUGAUCCGACAUAUUUAAUUAUGCGAUUAAACUUCACGAAAGGAGGGGAUUGAAAUAUUUAUAAAAGAAUAUCAUCAAGGAAGCUUGAUAAAUAUAUCAAUC